Molecule: messenger RNA, 1845 nt
Organism: Purpureocillium lilacinum
Lineage: Eukaryota; Fungi; Ascomycota; Sordariomycetes; Hypocreales; Ophiocordycipitaceae
Source: RefSeq, a predicted model, not a curated record
AUGGGGCAUGGCAUGGUGGGGUCGGCCAGCAGUGGACUGUCGUCAGAGGGGGGGCUUGUCACUGAGGAGCUGUGGCGUCACGUGAUGCGCACCUGCGCGAUCUUGGGCAAGGCUCAAGCCUGGGAGUCUUGGACUAUGCACUGCAGCGGCCGAUCGCGCUCCCUGAAUUUGGGUGAACCAGGUGAGCUCAAUAAGUAUGCCAUGCUGGGGCCAUGCUGGAGUCAGGCUGGGGCCAGAAAUAAGCCCCAGGCUGCCUCUCUCUCACUCACACGUGCGGCUUUGGAAGAAGCUAUCUCUUCUCGCCGGCCUACCAGCCCCCUCUGGCGCACUCGAGAUUACGUUUCCCUAAAUCUUACAAGUUACCACGUACUCCACUGUGCUUUUACCUUUGAGUCGUGUACUGUUGGCAGUUUCCACGCCCGAGAGUGGCAUUGUUUCGCCGAGCAUCUCCCAGCUUGUCACCUUGGGCGGCUUCACGCCCAGUGCAGCGAGACAUCAAAACUCCAGAUCGUCACAGAGCUCCAGCUGUCCAUCUUGGACUUGCUUGACGUCGUCGACUUGAUUCCCAUGAAGGCGGUUAACAAGCACUUUUGCGCUUUGACCGAGGCCCUCAUUUACAAACACAUUGACAUAACCUGGAGACCGAACGAGACGCCACCAAUCACUCUACUGCUCAGGACCUUGAUUGACCGGCCUGAGCUCUGUCAACGCAUCCGUGGACUGCGGCUCGAUGGCGAGGGAUUCACAACAUCUGGUGGUUAUCCCGACGAGCCACCUACACUGCCAGUCGCCUCGCUCUCAAUUGCCAAGGCAUCGGAGCUCAUCAGGUCGAGCAACGUGCCACAUGCCCAGCAGUGGGCAGAAGAGCUCCAGUUUGGCCAUGUCGACGCCAUCGUCGCCCUCCUUAUAUCUAUGCUGCCAAAAUUGACAACACUCCAUCUUGGUCCCAAUUUCACCGUUGAGAGCCGACUGUUGGGACAAAUGCUCCGAUCUGCCCUCUCUCAAUCGCCCCCAGCGUCUCGUUUACCUGCAUUUGAGCAGCUGCGACAGGUCACGUUUUGUCGCAGGACGAAUGAAUACCGUCAACGCACGGUCAAUAACUCGGCUGAUGUCCUCCCAUUCUUCUACCUCCCGGCAAUUCAUGACCUGUCGGUCUCCAUCGAUAAUCCGAAAGAUUUCUCGUGGCAUGAUCGAGCUCCGACGCCUUCCUCACUCAGAUCUCUGGAGGUAUACCGACUCCGAGAAAAUCGACUUGGGCCACUCCUCACGACUCUAAGCGGACUUCAGAAGCUGCACUGGCAUUGCUUUUAUCAGAAUGACCUGGACUGCGACGUCAGCAGAGACGUUGUCGAUCUCGACGAGUUGACCAGAGCGUUGGAUCGUAUUGGUAAUACUCUGAUAGACCUGACGAUUGAGGCGGAAACAAGCCCUGCCAUAUUGGCCGGAGACUAUGAGCCGCCUCCUUUGGCAAUUAGCGGAUCGCUAAUGGGUCUAUCGCGUUUGCGUCAAGUGAAGAAGCUUUGCGUGCCGUGGGUUUUCCUGAUGGGGCAAUCGCCUCCCGGGGGAUGUCGACUUGGACAUCUGCUCCCGCCAACACUUCAGCUUCUCAAGUUGUCAGCCGAUUUAGAUGAGCCUGCGGAGAAAUGGAUGUGGUACGAUCCCGAUUCCAUCAUUCAAGCCAUCAAGACCGCUGUGCACGACUCGACCAUGUCGUCAUUGCCUGACUUGCGUCGCAUCAUUCUACCAAUACCCCAAUGCGUUGGCGACUUAACUGAGGAGAGAAGAGCGCAACUCAGACAGCUAAGCGACAGGGUAGGUAUACAACUGGAACCGGAGGAUGAUUGA